UAUUGUUGCGAUUCGUAAAGGAUUCGUUGGUAUUUGUAUUUUAAAAAGUGUAAGCGAAUAAUUUCUUCUGUGCUAAAGGUUUAUAAGUUAUCAAGUCAAGAAUACAAUAGUGAACAGUUUUCUAACUGUUUAAAUACAUCAUGGUUUUCUAAAUUCAAGAAGUGAAUUUUUUAACUUAAAGUAAGGAUAACUCCAUCCAUCAUGUUUCAAAAGCAAACUUUUGGCGCGGCCAACACUGGUUUCGGAUCAUUCAACGCAGGUGCCAGUACGUCCUCACCGUUCAGCGGGUUUAAGCCCACAGCUGGUACAAGUGCAUUUGGAGCACCACCCGCGUUUGGGGCGAAUGCUACACCCCAGCCUGCCGCUGGAGGAGGUCUGUUUGGUGCCACCAACCCGUCGAGUAGCCUGUUCGGUGGUAAUACUACUACCUCCAGCUUUGGUACCACCAGUGGUUUUGGCUUCGGUCCCAGCACGUCCACAGGCGGUGGUCUUUUCAGCAACACAACCAGCGGUGUUGGUGGUGGCCUGUUUGGCAAUAAUCAGAACAAUGCUGGCUUUGGAGCAAAGCCUGCUGGGUUUGGCUUCAGCAACACAACGAACACCAAUACAACAGGCCUGUUCGGUUCAGCUCCAUCGACGUCCACCGGUCUGUUUGGACAACAGAACACGACCAUGGGAGGUGGCGGCCUGUUUGGGAAUACAAGUGGUGGAUUUGGACAGCAGCAGGCAACGGGUACGGCUCACGUGAAGUAUAACCCUAUGGUGGGGACGGAUGUUGUGGUCAAGAGUGGUACCUCCCAGAAUGUCAAUAUUAAACACCAUUGCAUCACUUGUAUGAAGGAAUAUGAAGGCAAGUCCCUCGAGGAGCUACGCUUGGAGGACUACGUGGCCGGCAGGAAGGGUGCCACCGGUGGUGGUGUUUUUGGUGGAUUCCAGCAGACCGAAAACAAACCUCUCUUCGGUGGUCCCUCCUUCGGUCAACCGGCAACUACCAGUGCACCGAGUUUAUUCGGUACCGGUAUAGGAUCGACGCCCGCUUUCGGACAAACAAACACAUUCUCGUUCGGAAACGCGGCUCAAACGAACACGAAUACGACUGGUCUAUUCGGGGCCAACAAGCCAGCGUUUGGAGCGCCUUCGACUGGCACGGGACUGUUCGGAGCGACGACGACGCAGGCGCCGGCGUUCGGCACGAAUACGUCCACGUUCGGCUUCGGAAACACCACGCAGAAUCAGACUACGGGCGGCCUGUUCGGAGCUAAGCCGGCGACGACGGGCUUCGGCGCUCCGGCCGCCAGUACGGGCUUCGGUGCCUUCGGCAGCGGAGGUUUGUUUGGGGCGAAGCCUCAGCAGACCACCGCGCCCACCUUUGGCUCUACCGCGCCCACGUUCGGCACGACCCCCGGCUUCGGUACGAACACGACGGGUUCGAGUCUCUUCGGUGGCUCGACGUUCGGGAAACCUCCGACGACGCAGGCGACGUUCGCAUUCAACACGCAGCCUACACUAGGAACCGGUCUCGGUGGCGGCCUCGGCACGGCGUUCCAGGCGAAGCCGACCACGCCCGCUUUCGGCUCGCUCGGCGGCAUGGGCACCGGCUCCAUGUUCCAGGCGCCCGCGCAGAAUAACACCUUCCGGACCGGUCUAGACUCGGGGCUGGGGGGCGGCGGCCUGUUCGGCAACACGUCCUCGCUGGGCGGGAACACGCUCGGCCUGGGGCAGCUCAACGCCAACAACACCAGUCUGGGCAGCGGCCUGUCGGGCGCGUCGGCGGCGGGCAACGUGCACGAGCAGAUCCUGUCGCUGGCGGCGCGGCCCUACGGCGACCAGCCGCUCUUCAAGGACCUGCUGCCUGACAAUUCGCGCGCGGAGGACGCGCUGCGCGCCACGAACCCGGCGUGCGUGAAGGCGGCGCUGCAGGGCGCGCACUUCCGCGUCGCGUCGCCGCCCUCGCGCCUCGCGCUGGCGCCGCGCCCCGUCGCGCACGACCGGAAGUCGCUCUUCGAUGGCCUAGAAGAAUCGGACGCCAGUCUAGAGGAUAAGUUGAGUUUGAAACCGAGCCGGAAACGUUUAGUUCUCAGACCGAACACACGUACCGACGACGAUGUCGCGAGACACGAAAAUAACGGAUCAAUCGAAGACACAUCCAGACAAGAUGUGAACAACCAAGAGACGAGAGAAAAUCAAGAUCCGAAGGAUUACAUCUCGCAACGAGCGGAGAGGGAGAUGAUGAAACAGAGACACGUCGAUAACAACAACGUAGACUCGAAUUCCGAUAGACACGGCAGUUGGCUCGACUCGUCCCAAACUUGGUCAGAGAAAGGAAAGAGAAUUGAAUCUGGCGAAUCGUCGCCGAGACUGUAUCCGAACUUAGAUAAAGAGUUACCAGCGCAAGUACCGGAGAGACGGGCGAGCUGGUUAACAACGAAACCACUGAGGAAGCCGCUGGUGUCGAAUCCCGAAUCCGCCGAGAACUCCGUCAGAGAAUUGGGCGUGAGAUCAGAUCGAAGCGCUGAGGACAAGGAGAACAUCGACACCUUAUCUGUUUCCGAGGAGGAGAACGUCCCGACGCGGGAGAUGCCGCCGCAUCCGGCCGGUGUGAAGCUGACGAGACCCGGGUACUACACUAUACCGUCGCUGGAGGAAAUUACGAAGUAUAUGCGGCCGGAUGGUUCGUGUAUCGUCCCUCACUUGACGAUCGGACGUCAGAACUACGGCAACGUGUAUUUCGACUGCGAGAUCGACGUCGCCGGAAUGGAUCUUGAUGCACUCGUUCACUUCCUAAACAAGGAGGUCAUAAUCUACCCUGAUGAUGAACACAAGCCGCCGGUGGGAGAGGGACUCAACAGACGAGCGGUUAUCACGCUGGAGCGGGUCUGGCCGCGCGACAAGACCGAGAAGCGACCGGUCACCGAGCCCGACAGGCUACAAAAGAUGGACUACGAGGGGAAAUUACGACGCGUUUGCGACAAACACGACACGAAGUUCAUUGAAUACCGACCGCAGACAGGGAGCUGGGUGUUUCGGGUGGAGCAUUUCAGUAAAUAUGGUCUCACGGAUUCGGACGAGGACGACUGGAGCGAGUCCGUCGUCGCGAGGAUGGCCGUCGGGCGGACGCACUCCAACUCUACGCAAGAUGUGCUGUGCCGGCAGCUGGCCAGCCUGCUGCAGUUCUCGUCGUUCGCGGAGGCGGCGCCCGACGCGUGCCCGCGUCUCGACGUGCAGCGCGAGCCCGCGCAGCGCCGCCGCCUGCUGCGCCGCUUGCUGCGCGACGCCGCCGACGCCGCCGCCGCCGCCGCCGCAGCCCCGGCCCCACAUGGGGGCGCUGCGUACGGCAUGUCGAACGAAUACUGCUUGCAAGUUUGGAAGCUGUGUGAAGCGCUCUGGGGAGAUGAUUUGGAUAACGAUGGUGUGCCCGGUAUGGACGAGAAGUCGAUAGUGAAUCGUCACAAGCGUCUGCUGGACUGGUUGAAGGAGUCCGUCUCGGACAUAACGGAUAAGGAACUCGCUGAAACUACACCCGGAGAACCAGAAGAUGAGAGCGACGGGCACAGCGCUCGCGUGUGGGCGCUGCUGGCGGGCGGGCGGCUGCGCGAGGCGUGCGCACUCAGCCGCCAGCACGGGGACCUGGCGCUGGCUGCGUUGCUGGCUCAGCACGAUGAUCCAGCCUUCAAGUCGCUGGUUGCCCGUCAGCUGCGCGUGUGGCAGCAGUGCGGGGCGGAGUCGCUGGUGGCCGGCAGCCGGCUGGCCACGCUGCACGUGUUGGCGGGCCUGCGACCCGAGCGCCACCUGCAGCGACUCGACUGGCUGAGGGCCUUUGCGGUUACUGCACGGUACCUCUGCCCUCAAAUUCCCACUCUGGAGCAAGUGGUCCGCACUUACGAGGGCUACUUCAGUUCGGAGCCGGAGGCGGACCUCCACACUCUGCCGGACGAUGAAAUGGGGAUGCAGUUUCCCUUGCCGCCGUAUCUCGACCAGUACAGCGUCACCACAGCGAGCGGCGGCCGGCGGCGCGUGCUGGACGUGCGCUACGAGCUGCUGCGCGCGCGCGCCCUCAACGCGCCGCCCGCGCUCGCGCCCGCCACGUGCUCGCGCGACCCCUUCGACUUCUCCCUCAGCUUUCCGUUGGCUUCGUGGCUGGGAGUGGGCAGUUCGUGCGUGGUGGGCGCGGCCGAGCAGCUCGAGGCGAGCGGCAACUGGCACCUCGCGCUGCAGGUGCUGGCCUACCAUCGGGACGAUAACGCCCGCAGUCACCUCAUCCGUCAGGUGCUCUCUCGUCACGCACCAUCUCAAGUUGAAACGCCGGAAAUGAAGGAACGCUUUGAUCUGAUCAAGAAGCUGAAGAUCCCGGAGAAGUGGGUGCUGAUAGCUCAGGCCAAUAGAGCCAAAUACGAGCAUAAGCCUGCGUUGGAAGUGGAGUACCUGGUUGGCGCUGAGCAGUGGAAUGCAGCUCAUCGAGUACUGCUCAAGGAACUGCUCCCCGACGCGGUGCUGGCCGAUAACCUCCAAAGCAUAAAGGGUAUACUGGAGAAGAUGAACGACGCGGCCGACAGGCACGAAGUUAGCGGAUGGGAGACCGGGGGGCAGGCCCUCUACCACUACCUGCGGGUCUGCGACGAGAUCCGCGGGCUGGUGCGCUGCGCGGGCGCGGCGGGCGGCGCCGUCUGCGCGCGCCUCGAGGCGCUGCGGCCCGCGCUCGCCGCCGCCUGCCGCAGUCUGCGCGGCCUGACGCCGCGUUCCCCUCGGCACGCUGCGGCUCGCGCGGAGAUGGGCGCCCGACUGGUGCAGCUGGCGCUGGCCGGCGGGGAGCCGCCCCCGCACCUGGCGGCGCUGCUCGCGCAGCUGCGUCUGCCGCCCGACUGCGCCGCGCGCGCCGCGCACAGGAUAACGACGGACAUGGCCGAGCGCGCCUCGGAGCUGUGCGUGGAGUCCGCGCCCUCCCCCGAGUCCUCGCAGCGAGCGACCGCCGUCGAGACGUAGGCCCCCUUCGGCACGGCGCCGGUACACGACCCGUUACUGAGCGAAGUCGUGCAAAAUUUCACGUCAACAGUGUAGAUAUAAAGCAGGUGAACUGCGAAGCCAAAAAUCUCCUCCAAAAGGCGCUGCAUCUUCUGAUAAGUUUAAUGUACAUUGGUUCAGUAAUUUUUUAUCAGUUAGAGCUUACAAAACUUAACGUCUAAUUUUUUAGUACAUUAACAUAACGUAAAUUAUUUUCAUGUUAUCGUUUGGUAAGGGUUUUGUGAAUGUAUGUAAGUUUUGAUGAUUUUAUUAAAUGGUAUGUUUGUAUUCGGAUUCAAUACGUCCAUACACACGAAACUAGUGUUGUUACAAUGAUGUUCGACGCGUCGGGGAGCGUCGCUCGACGCAAAUGUUAGUUUUAAUAAAUACGUGUUUAGUUUUCACGCUUAACUAUAUUCUAAUGGCGAGUGGAUUAAAUAUAUACAGAUAGAAGUCCAUAGGGUUUUCUAAUACCUCAGCAUUGUGCUCUACUGACAGUUCUCGAUAGAUAUAUCUUUAUUUAUAACACAACACUAUGACCACUUUACUUACUUAUAUACACUUUAAUUUUACUUCCAAAGUUCCGAUAACAACUGUCGUUAAUUCAAGGUCAAAUUUGUUUAUUUAUUA
This is a messenger RNA of Vanessa atalanta (red admiral), 5628 nucleotides long. RefSeq names its product nuclear pore complex protein Nup98-Nup96 (gene Nup98-96). Gene Ontology annotation, molecular function: structural constituent of nuclear pore. The record is from RefSeq and is a predicted model, not a curated record. Lineage: Eukaryota; Metazoa; Arthropoda; Insecta; Lepidoptera; Nymphalidae. The transcript is spliced from 42 exons. Bases 202 to 4980 code for a protein of 1592 amino acids. Gene Ontology annotation, biological process: protein import into nucleus; RNA export from nucleus; post-transcriptional tethering of RNA polymerase II gene DNA at nuclear periphery. Gene Ontology annotation, cellular component: nuclear pore; nuclear pore cytoplasmic filaments.